Limulus polyphemus (Atlantic horseshoe crab) is the source of this 1220-nucleotide messenger RNA. Its product is annotated as arrestin homolog. Gene Ontology annotation, biological process: signal transduction; G protein-coupled receptor internalization. The coding region runs from base 57 to 1220 and encodes 387 amino acids. Gene Ontology annotation, cellular component: cytoplasm. Gene Ontology annotation, molecular function: G protein-coupled receptor binding. NCBI's taxonomy places the organism in Eukaryota, Metazoa, Arthropoda, Merostomata, Xiphosura, Limulidae. The transcript is spliced from 10 exons. The record is from RefSeq and is a predicted model, not a curated record.
GGAGCUGCAACGUCAGUACACCUUUACAGUCCAAGAGAUAAAGUUACAAUUAAACUAUGGUAGCCACGUUCCGAGUCUACAAGAAAACUGCUCCGAAUGGAAAGCUAACCUUGUAUCUAGGGAAACGGGAUUUUGUUGAUCACUUGUCACAUGUGGAUCUCAUUGAUGGUGUUACCAUAGUUGACAAGGAUUACCUGAAAAAUAGAAAAGUAUUUGGUCAAGUUAUCGCCACAUUUCGUUAUGGGAGAGAAGAAGAUGAGGUAAUGGGUUUACAUUUCUUCAAAGAACUCUAUCUGGUAUCAGAACAAAUUUACCCACUCCCCGAUGAAAGUAAAGGAAGCACACUGACCAAUCUACAAGAACGACUACUGAAGAAGCUUGGCCCUAAUGCAUUUCCAUUCCAGUUUCAGAUUUCUUCAAAUGCUCCAAAUUCAGUUACGCUCCAGCCAGCCUCGGAUGAAAGUGGAGCUCCCUGUGGGGUUUCUUAUGACAUAAAAAUUUUUGUUGGCGAUUCUAUAGAAGACAAAAGUCAUAAAAGAAGCACUCUAAAGAUGGGGAUCCAGAAGAUUCAGUGGGCUCCAACUACUCCAGGUCAACAACCCUGUAGCAUUAUCAGGAAGGAUUUUUUGCUAAGUCCCGGAGAGCUGGAAUUAGAAGUAACACUGGAGCGACAAGUAUUUCAUCACAAUAACCCUAUUGUUGUUAACAUGUUCGUGAGGAACUUCUGCAACAAAACCGUCAAACGGAUCCGAGUCUCAGCUGUCCAAAACAUCGACAUAUGUAUGUUCGCUAGUGGUCACUACAGAGUGACUGUUGCCUGCAUUGAUACACAGGAAGGAUGCCCCAUCAAUCCUGGUUCUACCCUUCAGAAGGUGGUAGAAUUAUGUCCCUGUCUGGAGUACAACCGGGGCAAGAGGGGAGUAGCAUGUGAGGGACAAUUGAAAAAGGUGGACUCCAGAUUGGCUUCUACCACGCUGUUAGCGGAUCAAGAGCAGCGAGACGUAUUUGGUAUUGUUGUGUCUUACAGUAUCAAGGUUAAGUUAUUCUUGGGUGCUUUGGGAGGGGAGGUGGUAGCCGAAUUCUCUCGAGAGAACACUGUCGACGCUGAUAAUCAGUUGAGUGACGGUGGAGACGACCUCGUCUUUCAAGACUUCGCUCGUGUUCGACUUAAUCCAGGGAUGGAAGAUGAAGUAAAAUCAUCAGUUGUUUCACUUGCAUAG